UACCUGUCACCGACAGGGACGAUAAAAUGCUGGUGCCUCAUAAGCCUGUCUACUGGCUUGCAGUCAUGGUUCUUGUUGUCUUCACACUUGGUCACUGUCAGGAGAAUGACAGUCGCCGUGCAGUGACCGAACACCAGCUGAUGCACGAUCGUGGCCGAACUAUUCAGAGCCUCAAGAGACUCAUCUGGUUGUCUAGCGCCAUCGAGGGUCUCCACACUGCCCAGACCCGCUCUGCUCUCUUCAACCCAACAAAGGCCAUCAACCUAGGUGUGAAUCCAGCCCUGGUCCCUGGGGCUGCGGGGAAGCCCCAGCCUGCCCAGGUGGAAAGCCAGCAUAGGGUUGCAAUGGACAGCCUCUUGAGAGACUUCUUUAAUCCCUACCUGACGUCACUGCCAGAGAGAGAGAAAUAG
Molecule: messenger RNA, 410 nt
Organism: Myripristis murdjan (pinecone soldierfish)
Lineage: Eukaryota; Metazoa; Chordata; Actinopteri; Holocentriformes; Holocentridae
Gene: pth4
Product: parathyroid hormone 4
Exons: 3
Coding region: 27-410 (127 amino acids)
Biological process (GO): bone mineralization
Cellular component (GO): extracellular region
Molecular function (GO): hormone activity
Source: RefSeq, a predicted model, not a curated record